Panicum virgatum (switchgrass) is the source of this 672-nucleotide messenger RNA. Its product is annotated as translation initiation factor IF-2-like. The transcript has a single exon. The record is from RefSeq and is a predicted model, not a curated record. The coding region runs from base 1 to 672 and encodes 223 amino acids. NCBI's taxonomy places the organism in Eukaryota, Viridiplantae, Streptophyta, Magnoliopsida, Poales, Poaceae.
AUGUAUGAAAUGACCAUCUUGCCCCUGCCCCUCUCUCUCCCGAGCGCUUCCUCUCUCCCCUGCAACCCUCGCGCCGCCCCGCCUCCAGGCCGAUCGCCGCCCAAGCAGUGCGCUCCCGCUCGAGCGCCUCAGCUGGAUCCGCUCGCGCCCCGCCCGAGCAGUGCGCUUCCGCCGGCCGAGGCAGCCCUGGCGCGUGCCCCCGCGGGCGCAGGGCAGGGCCUGCGCGUGGCCCCGUGGUCGCAGGUCGCCGGCGCGUGGCCGAGGUCGGCCUCUCCGGGCGCAGGCCGUCGCCGCGGGGCGGAGGCCGGCCCCUCCGCGUGCCCCUGCGGGCGCAGGGCACCCCUGCGGGCCCAAGGCGCAGCCGGCACCUGCGCAGUGUGCCCCCGCGGGCCCAGGCAGCUGCCACCGCGGGCGUCGGAGCUCAAGGAUGUCGGCGUGACGUUCAGCGCCAAGAAGUCGCCCCGGAGCCUUGUGGACAUGACCUUCGACCGGCGCGGCGGCGUGCUGGAGAUCCCGACGGUGGAGAGCUACAGAAACCACGCCAUCUUCGCGAACCUGCUGGCGUACGAGCAGUGCCGGGGGCGGUGGGAGCUGCAGCGAUUGGUGAGCUACGUGCUGCUGAUGGCGUUGGUGGUGAACGCGCGGCGCGACGUGGUGCGGGGGUGUUCGUGA